Messenger RNA from Erpetoichthys calabaricus (reedfish), 5088 nucleotides. It is a transcript of the gene phf21aa, whose product is annotated as PHD finger protein 21Aa. Lineage: Eukaryota; Metazoa; Chordata; Cladistia; Polypteriformes; Polypteridae. The record is from RefSeq and is a predicted model, not a curated record. Gene Ontology annotation, molecular function: chromatin binding. Gene Ontology annotation, cellular component: histone deacetylase complex. Gene Ontology annotation, biological process: negative regulation of transcription by RNA polymerase II.
UCCCUCUUCCUGCGCGGAGUGAUCGGCAGCGUGCGCAGGCCAGGGUGAAUGAGAUUGAAGAAGAGUUCUUGUUUUGUAUCUCAGUUUCUCUCUUUUUUUCCAAGACAAAUUACAAGAAAAUAAAUUAAACAAAAAGAAGAGAAAGGAGAGUCCCCUUCCUCCCUGGAGGGGAUGCGAGGCGGCCUGCCGAGUGCAAGCGAAUCCGUGCGAGCGAGGCCGGGGCAGCUGGAGAGCGGAGUGUUUGUAAAUAUUUCUUUUCAGUAAGAAUUUGAGCGAGAGGAGCGGAACGGAGCGGAGAGGAGAGGAGCAGGCUGUCAGCUCCCCAGGACUGUGGUUCUGAGAGAAGCCAUCAAUGAUGGAGUUACAGACUCUGCAGGAGGCGCUAAAAGUGGAAAUACAAGUUCAUCAGAAACUGGUUGCACAGAUGAAGCAGGACCCUCAGACUGCAGAAUUGAAAAAGCAGCUGCAUGAACUGCAGGCAAAGAUCACAGCACUAAGUGAAAAACAGAAAAAAGUUGUGGAGCAGCUUCGAAAGGACUUAAUGAAGCAAGAGCAGCCAGAAAUAAAGUUACAAUCACAACUAAUUUCUGAGAGUAAAGUGAAAGUGCAAAAGCCUGCCAACAUCAAGACUCUGACAGUGUCUCCAGUUGUUGCUGCAAAAACUCUACCUCUGGUGCUAAAACCUGCUACCCCUUCAAUACCAGUCUCUGUGGUAGCACAGAGACCAACUGUAGCCAUGGUCACAGGUGUUGGCAACACACAAAAGGCUCCCCUCAAUCUGGAUUCACAAACGACGCCAAUGAACCUUCAGACAUCCAGCAAACUGGCUAGCCCAGGGGCAGAGGCUGUCCGAAUAGUGGCAAAAAGUGCUAUGGCUCUGGUUCAGGCAUCAGCAACUCCUCAGCCAAUAAAAGUUCCUCAGUUCACUCCACCUCGUUUGACGCCACGGCCCAACUUCCUUCCACAGGUGCGGCCAAAGCCUGUAACCCCCAACAAUGUACCUAUUGCUCCUGCCCCUCCACCUAUGUUAGCUGCUCCCCAGCUUCUCCAGAGGCCAGUGAUGCUCACCACAAAAUUGACCACCACGUCCCUACCUUCAGCUACGGGCCCCAUUCACCAAGUGCGUAUUGUGAAUGGACAGCCUUGUGGUACUGCCCAGCUGACAGGCAUCGUCAUCACCUCCCCUGGAACACGACUUGCAGGACCACAGACAUUGCAGGUCAGCAAGACCACAACGGAAGCAAAGAAUGUUAAAGCUCAGGAGGGAACAGAAGAUAAGGCUCCACAGAGUGUCUCUUCAUCUCCAACUCCAAAGCCAAAACGAGAAGAGAACCCGCAGAAACUUGCCUUUAUGGUGUCUUUAGGCCUGGUGACGCAUGACCAUUUAGAAGAAAUUCAAAGUCGGAGACAAGAGCGGAAGAGGAGAACAACGGCCAAUCCAGUGUACAGUGGGGCAGUGUUUGAGCCAGAGCGAAAGAAGAGUGCUGUCACUUACCUGAACACCCCAGUGCAUCCUGGGACAAGGAAGAGAGCCAAUGAAGAUCCCUUGUCUAAGCAGGGAGACAUCCAUGAGGAUUUCUGCAGCGUUUGUAGGAGAAGUGGUCAGCUGCUAAUGUGUGACACUUGUUCACGUGUGUACCAUCUAGACUGUCUGGAACCACCACUGAAGACCAUCCCAAAGGGCAUGUGGAUCUGUCCUAAGUGUCAGGAUCAGAUUCUGAAAAAAGAAGAAGCAAUUCCAUGGCCUGCGCUUGCUAUUGUGCACUCUUACAUUGCCUAUAAAGCAGCUAAAGAAGAAGAGAAACAGAAGCUAAUAAAGUGGAGUACAGACCUGAAGCAGGAGAGGGAGCAGCUGGAGCAGAGAGUCAAACAGCUGAGCAGCUCGAUAACGAAAUGUAUGGAGACAAAGAACACAAUCCUGGCAAGACAAAAGGAGAUGCAGACCUCUUUAGAGAAGGUCAAACGAUUGAUUCGCCUUAUACAGGGCAUUGACCUCAGUAAGAUCUGACGAGCUUGAGUUGGAAGGGAUUGCAAAUGGCACAGAUUGUGUCAACAACAACAACAACAAAACCUCAGAGCCUUGUCAGCCUACGACAGUGAACUGCAAUAGUUCUGGUGACAUCAAAUAACAGAUUGCAGGACCACUGGACCGGAGGAUGAUCACCCACAUGCACCUGGCGGUGCCCAAGUUGCCAAUCAAUAUAUAUACAUAUAUAUAUAUAUAUAUAUUUUUGUGUUGUUGUGUACUGUGUUGUUUGGUAGAAUCACAUCCAGAGUGCCAGCUUUGGGGUGUGGGGGGGGAGGGCACAAGAGCUUUUGUACUAGCGUCAUGCCAUAUUAAAACACAUCACGCCAGUGUGUGCCUCCAGAGGUUGUCAGGACUGCAAGGGAGAUCACCCUGACUCGGGGACUCGCUCAUCAUGUUCCAAAUCCAAAGACUGUUACUUGCCAUGGGAACCAGGAGAACAGUGCAGAGAGGAUGGCACUUUGAGAACACAGUAUUUCACAAAAGUACAACUAGUCUGGAAUGCCACUGCUACAGUGGAGCUACAGGGGAGGACAUCCCGACUCAACGUGUCAAGAUCCUGCAAGGCCGGGGCAGUUCAAUGUCCCUGCAGGACAUCACCGAGGUUUGUCUUCGGCCCUUUGCCAGGAAGGGCAGUGCAGCUUGCAUCAUUAGGGGCCUACACAGUGACUAAUUUUAAAUAAGAGGCAGUCCUCAGUUGUGAAUGAGCAUUUCAGGCACCAACUGCAAAAUGUGUGUCUUGAAAAGAUUUAUUUCUGAGGAGUAUUUAUUUUAAAUAGGAAAAAUAUUCAGGUCUUCCUUGUGUUAAAAAAAAAAAUGUUUAAGGAAAAUGGAACAAAGUGCUUUUCUGUUUCCUGUUUCUAUCAAAUCCUAUCAGAGCUGGAGAGGUUGGACAAAAUGGACUUAAGGCUGUCUGAUUGUGAACUGCCAAAUGCUGCUCUGUACCAAUACAGCAGGGACACGUUCUUUUACAUAAAAACAGAAAAAAAAACACUGCAAAUUCAAAUCCUUCAUGGAGAGAAGCAGCAAGAGGGGAAGUGGGCAUUAAAUACACUUUGGAACUUUCACAGAGGGUAGCUUCUGAAGCGCCAGGCAUGAAGGUGGCAAAUCAAUUCUGGUCACUUUAAGAGGUGGUGGUGGGGGGGUAGCUUUACUGACAAACCUGGGUGGUGUCCCUACUCGCUCUUAGCAGUGCCUUACAAGAUUUAGCUGGUCACUGUUAACAGUAAGGCCAGUAUUUCCAACUUUACAAUUCCAGAUCAAUUUGUUGCCUGCCCAGUUUUGCUCAGUUGGUAACCGUGGGGUUGGGGUUGCUUGGUCAGGCAGCUUCUGAAGCACUACCACAUAACAUAUCUUGCAUUCUUUAUUACGUUGGCUGAGGUACCAGGGAAUGGGGUUUAAUUUUGCCAUCUUGUGUAAUCCAGAAAUGCACCUCUACACCGGUCUGUUUACAGCUUCCAGUGAAAUAUGAUUGGAAUGGCCACUACCCACGGGUCUUGUACAUCUAUGGUCAUUAAGGGCUACUUCAGUAUUUUGGCUAAGGGUGUGCUGUUCUGAUAGGCAUAUAGGCAUGUGCAUCUCUAGGGGUUGUAGUGCAGGCUGGCUCAGUGUCCAUUGUCUCCAAGUGGUAGUCCAUGUGUCAGUUUUUUCUCCCUUGUCUGCAGAAGGAUGUGUGGUCUUCAAGGGACGCCAUCGUUUCUGCUGCUAUUACAAGCAGGGCAGUCUGCAGAACUGCAGCUUUACCCCCAAUGGCUAUUGGUGUCCAAGCCUUGGCCACUAAACUGAUCAAACUGAAACCAAUGUAAAGGUCAGAAUAGGCAACCUAAGGCAUAUGUGUGGCUUUACAUUUCUUUUGCUCGACUUCAGCACCCUAACUUUUAUUUUUCAAUUAAGAUGGUCGACUAUUCCAAAACAGCUAGUGUUGUACCUGUCAUUUAGGCUGGGCAGGAGUCAUAAACAUUCAGCACUACAUCCCAUUAAGUACAAUGCCAUGCCAUUUUGAAGUUGUUCAGUGCCACACAGACGCCUAGUUGUCAUUAGUCCCUUAUUAGGCUGGCCUGUACACUCUCCUCGUGCCAGUCCAGCCUCUAUGGGCUCUGUGCGGUGCACCCACUGCUGGGCUCCAAGAGGCUGCAGAUCCUUUGUGCCAGGGUGAAGUUACAUUUUGCUAUCUAUGCAUCUUUAUUUGGAUGAGGGGACACAGGCAAGUUUGGACUUCCAUCCUGCACUGCUCACUCCAUCACAAGACAGCAAGCUAUGCAUCUUUAGUUUUUAGAAGACCAUAUGUGAGCAAAAGCAUCCAAGUCUUCAGUUAAAACGUCAAGACAUGGUGCUCCCUCUGAACUUUGGGGUGGGGGGAGUUGAGCACAGGAGCCAAGUAACAAAUUGGAUUGGGGGCAUUUGGGAGUCCUCUACAUUUAUGGGGGGGGUGCCAACGUUCAGGGGGGCACUACCUAAUAUGAGACUGGAGAGGAGUUGCUAGUAUGGGCUUUUUGGUUUCAUAUAGAGGGUCAGCUUUACAUAUGCAUGGUCCAUUGGUGUUAUGCACAGAAGUUGGAGAGGCUGCAUUACUGAUGUUUGACCCAUUAUGAUCAUAAUGGGGGGUCACGUCCCAGUUGUAUGCCACUUCCCUUCCCCUCAUGCCUGCAUUGGGUUCCAGGCCCGAAUCCUUCAGUGCCACCUUUAAACCCCAACUUUUUCUAUUUGAACCAGGCCAUGCCCAGCUGAGGGUCUUCGUGCCCCUACACCACAGUGAGGCUACAGAAUUCCUUGUACAAAAGUGUUUCUAUUGAUUUGAAGAGUGUCUAAUUUUCCACUUUCUUUUGUUACAGAUCCUAUUUUUUUUGCCCAAUGUUGCUAGUGAGCUGCAGACUUUCUUUACCUCUCCACUGUAUUUGAGCCUCUUGUGAUUUUUAAGUUAUUUGUAUGCAGUGUUUAGCAAUUUCUUUAGAGAACGUAAAGACAAGUGGAAUUUAGGAGCAUUUGAUCAAUUUGUAUUUAUUUAUUUUACCAUUUUGCUAAAUAAAAUAAAAAGAAAAAAAAAAGCAAAAGGGCUGCUUCAA